Physella acuta is the source of this 2239-nucleotide messenger RNA. RefSeq names its product ribitol 5-phosphate transferase FKRP. The record is from RefSeq and is a predicted model, not a curated record. NCBI's taxonomy places the organism in Eukaryota, Metazoa, Mollusca, Gastropoda, Physidae. Gene Ontology annotation, biological process: protein O-linked glycosylation via mannose. Gene Ontology annotation, cellular component: Golgi apparatus.
UUAAGAAAUAAUAUGAAAAAGAAUACUUCAAAUGUGGUAGCAGCCUAUUUCACAAACACAGCGUGUUAUUUCAAUGUUGCUGGCCAUUGUUGCUGUCUUUUCAUGUUGAUUAAGAAACUGUAAACUAGAUGGAACCUGUAAUGAAACGAGUAUUUAUUCUGUGAUGUACUAAGAUGGCCCUUAGAAAAAAAAUUAAACUUAGUCGAUACUGCUGUGCACUUAUUAUUUGCGUAUUAGUAUUUUAUAUAAUCAUUUUUCAUAACUUGUUAGAUAUUAGCUCUGUAGAAAGUGGUGGACGAGUAAUAGAAAGGAAAGAAGCCACUGCUAGGUUUCUUGGGCCUUUGACCAAAGAUAACAUUGCAGAGCGGUUGAUAAUCAUAAUAAGAGAAUUUGAAGAUUUUGAAAACUCACUUGUUGAAACUGUUGAUUCUGUCAAUGAGAUCUUGGGUAAAGUUCCAGUGUUGAUUGUGGCGGAUCAUCUUCCUUAUCCGCCAUUUAAGCUGAGUCCUAAAAGCUCAGGGAAAAUUGUUACUCUAAAUAGUGAUUUGACUAAAAAUUAUAGCAGUGGCUGUCUCUCACAUUUUGUAGACAGCCAGUAUGUACUUUUUCUUCCUGAUGGAGUGAAAAUUAAAACCUGGAAGCAAUUACUAUUCUAUAUCAAUUUCCUCAAAUCAAAACGUAACACAACUGCUGUUGCUAUCCCGAUUGCAAAAAAUGUUAUUGAAUGCAAGGAUUUUGAUGUUGAUUUGAAACGCUGGACAAUAUCAUACAAUGUGAAUAAUUCUGAUAUUUCUUCACAGUGUCCAUUAGUAACUGGCGCACAUGCUUUGUUGGUAAAAACUGAAGAAUUUAAGUCAUUACCUGAACCAUUUGCUAGACCAUUUCCAUUUUCUUUUUAUGUCCAGGCCAAGUUAAAAAACUGGAAAAUAAGGAUGGCUAAAGGUGAAAAGUUGGAGCAACUCAAAACUUUGUAUUUAGACCCACACAAUAGCUGGAAACACAAGCGGGCGGAAACAGAAAGACUCAAAUCAUUUUAUUCCUCCGUGGGUAUCAAACAAGAAAUUCUACCCAAUCACAUCUCUAGAUAUUAUGGUUGUGAUAAAAAUACCCCACGUUGUUUUGGUACAGUUGUCAAUGACAUGCCGGCGUAUUUGUACGAGGGUAGGUGGACACCACCCUGUUGUCUGAAAGCUUUGAGAGAAACUGCAGCUCAUGUUUUUUCUAUUCUAGAGAAAAGUCAGGUCAGGUAUUGGUUAGAAGGUGGCAGUUUGCUUGGUGCCGCGCGUCACAAGGAUAUAAUCCCAUGGGAUUAUGACGUCGAUGUUGGUAUAUACAGAGAUGAUAUCAUCAAAUGUAGAGAGCUAAACCAUACAGAGACCGGGCCUUAUGUUGAUCAGAAAGGUUUUGUGUGGGAGAAAGCACCAGAGGGGCACUUCUAUCGUGUGCAGUAUUCAGAAGUAAACCACCUUCAUGUGGAUAUCUAUCCAUUCUAUUCUAAACAUGGCAUCAUGACAAAGGAUUCCUGGUUCCCUACACAUCGGCAAGACACUGAGUUUCCUGAAAAGUUUUUGCAGCCAUUGACUAAGAUAGAAUUUGCUGGUUUAUCAGCCAGCGCUCCCAAUAGUGUUAGAGAGUUUUUAGAGUACAAGUUUGGUGAGGGUGUUAUUGAACAACCAAAGUACCCCAACUUACAGAAUCCAAAGUAAUCUUGACAUCUAUGAUGUUGUUAACAUGGCUCUGGUGCUAUAGUGCACACUUGAUGUUGAUUGCAUGAAAACUUACACGGCUCAGUGUUUUUUAUGCUGUCUUUCUUAGUGAUUAUGACUGGGUCUGGCUUUCACGUAGUGUUUUAUUUUCAGAAAACAGAAUACUCGUUAAGCAAAUUGUUUUUUAUGAGUUGCUGAUAUUAAUUUUCAUAACUUGUGUUUUUGAUUAUUGAUCACAUUAUUAACAUAUGUUGCAAAUGUCAGUUGGUUUUGUUAAAUGGUCUUACAUUCAUGUUGAGUUUCGGGGAUGGUGUUGUCGAAUAGUAAAGCGUUUUGUUGCUUUCUCAAGGUCUCACAUUUGUAUUUUUGUUCAGACUCAGGUAUACAGGACAUUGCUUAGUCCACCCAGCUGUGGGGGGUACCUGACUUAAGUUAGAGAAAGUAAACGAGGCUAUGCAUAGGUCUGAAAGGUGAAUGUAACUUAUUUACUGUAGUUGAAUUUAGAUUUUACAUUCCAUGUUUCUCUUGAAUGA